AUGCUUUUUAAGAGGAGAGCCGACAUGGAGGAGCAGGAAAGCAUCCUAUGGGCUGACGAGGAGACCACCUCGAUUUUAGCCGCAUACGAGCAGGGCGCGAUAUAUCGGACGUGCAGAGGACCCGAGGUCUCUGCAGCGCUAGCGCUGCGGGCGUCACACCACGGCGAUUGGUUUGCAAUUGAGAUUCCGGGAUGGCAGACAGGGCACUACUACUUCUACUCCUCAGAGUGGAAUUCCCCGGCCCCAAGGUUACUCCGCGGGAUGCCAUGGCUCGUCGGUGACGAGAACGACGAGCGAGCUGCUGCUGGAUUGUACGCUUCCGCAUUGGGAGCGAUGCAGUGUUUGCCCGUCAAAGCGAAUGCGAAGUAUCCUCCGAUGUCAAGACACCGGCUCAGCGCGCCACACUCGGCUUGGCGCAGGCAGCAAAUGACCAGGGCGCCUCCAAUAAAGGCGGCGCCCGCGAUAUCACGUUCGUACGCUCGUGCUGGAUGGAUCGCCCAGGAGUGGGGAUACCGGCCAACGCCCGAGGGCGUUUACUCGCCUAGCGACGAGGCCGGCGUACGUACUAACUCCGACGAAGGGGGCGGGGCGGCCGAUCGGGAGGGCGAUCGCAUAUCAUGUGUGGUCCCCCCUUUGAACCUCCUGUCGCAAUGCCCAUGUGCUCAGCAUUCCUCGCCUGGGCGGGGUAGUACUCUGCUCAUUGCGACUGUUUUGUCUUGCAUCUAUACAUUGUGUCCUAUCCCGAUCGCGCGCGAGGCGUGUUUUGUACGCGGAUUGAUGCAGCGAGAUUGUGUGCACUGGAGAUGCAAGGAUGCUGCAUGCGAACUCCUUGCAACUGCAGCCUCUACAGCAGGCUGGGAUCUUAGAUUGACCCGAGCGCCGCUUUGCGGCAUCACAGCCCAGGAAUGUGAAUGGCCAUGGAUCCAUGGAUUGUUUCUCCUUUUACCCCGCGCCUGA
Molecule: messenger RNA, 957 nt
Organism: Penicillium argentinense
Lineage: Eukaryota; Fungi; Ascomycota; Eurotiomycetes; Eurotiales; Aspergillaceae
Exons: 2
Coding region: 1-957 (318 amino acids)
Source: RefSeq, a predicted model, not a curated record